This is a messenger RNA of Cordyceps militaris CM01, 618 nucleotides long. RefSeq names its product Ras-related protein Rab7. The record is from RefSeq and is a predicted model, not a curated record. Gene Ontology annotation, biological process: regulation of vacuole fusion, non-autophagic. The transcript is spliced from 7 exons. Bases 1 to 618 code for a protein of 205 amino acids. Gene Ontology annotation, cellular component: vacuole; late endosome; fungal-type vacuole membrane. NCBI's taxonomy places the organism in Eukaryota, Fungi, Ascomycota, Sordariomycetes, Hypocreales, Cordycipitaceae. Gene Ontology annotation, molecular function: GTP binding; GTPase activity.
AUGUCGUCGCGCAAGAAGGUGCUCCUCAAGGUCAUCAUCCUCGGAGAUAGCGGUGUCGGCAAGACCAGUCUGAUGAAGCAAUAUGUCGACAAGGAGUUUAGCGCCAGCUACAAGGCCACGAUUGGCGCCGAUUUUUCGACAAAGGAGGUCCUGGUGGACGAUAGACAAGUCACCAUGCAGCUGUGGGAUACCGCCGGCCAAGAACGCUUCCAGUCGCUGGGCGUCGCCUUUUACCGCGGCGCCGACUGCUGCGUCCUCGUAUACGAUGUCAACAAUGCAAAGAGCUUCGAGGCUCUGGACAGCUGGCGCGACGAAUUCCUGAUCCAGGCCUCGCCGCGCGACCCGCCCAACUUUCCCUUUGUUGUCAUUGGCAACAAGAUUGACGUCGACGAGAGCAAGCGAGUGAUUUCCAACAAGCGCGCCAUGACGUUUUGCCAGUCCAAGGGCGACAUUCCCUACUUUGAGACGAGUGCCAAGGAGGCCAUCAAUGUCGACCAGGCUUUCGAGGUCAUUGCUAGAAACGCCCUGGCGCAGGAAGAAUCGGAAGAGUUCAGCGGCGACUUUGACGACCCCAUCAACAUCCACAUCGAAAACGACCGCGACGGCUGUGCUUGUUAA